UGGUCGACCUCUUCCUCGGUCUCGAUAUCGGGGGUUUGGGAAUCGCUCUCACUACUCGCUGAACCGGUUUCCAUACAGCAUCCGAACCUAUUCUGAGUUGGGAGCUCAGAACUGUUUGGCGUCGUGAUGUUUCCAUGUUUGUUAAGAACGUUUCCGCAAAACGUGAAUGUGAGCGGAUUAAGACUGGCCAACAACGGAUUCUAUUUUACUGGACGUGAUGCGAUAGUGCGAUGUUUUAGCUGUCAUAGAUACCACAGUGACUGGCAGACGGACGGCGUCCUGUAUCAAGUGGGAUAUUGGAUGCACGAGGAAGAUUGCGCGUUCAUGCUGGAAAUGGACAGCAGUAACGUACCCAUGCACCGUCAGCCAGGUGAAAACCAGCACCUAACAAACUCACAUCUUCUGCUGGGUCCGAUGGCACAUGGCUUACACUAUAUGGAUCAGGGAAUCACUGGUGAAGUCCUGCCUGACGCUUCCGGGGCUUUGUACUAUGACGUCACAGUCGAUUUGGCGUCGUAUCGUCGUCGGCAUCCUUCUGAUAGGCCAUCUCACCCGUUGUACGCGAUUCAGAACCUAAGGCUGAUCUCGUUUUUAAACAGUCCCUCAGACCUGCAGGUUCGGGGUGAGACUCUCACUGAGGCUGGAUUCUUCUACUUAGGUUACCAAGACCGAGUGCGAUGCUUUUACUGUGGCUUUGAAGUGACUGUCCGUUGAAGGUUAUCAAGACCGAGUGCGAUGCUUUCAGUGUGGCUUUGAAGUGACUGUCCGUUGAAGGUUAUCAAGACCGAGUGCGAUGCUUUCAGUGUGGCUUUGAAGUGACUGUCCGUUGAAGGUUAUCAAGACCGAGUGCGAUGCUUUCAGUGUGGCUUUGAAGUGACUGUCCGUUGAAGGUUAUCAAGACCGAGUACGAUGCUUUCAGUGUGGCUUUGAAGUGACUGUCCGUUGAAGGUUAUCAAGACCGAGUGCGAUGCUUUCAGUGUGGCUUUGAAGUGACUGUCCGUUGAAGGUUAUCAAGACCGAGUACGAUGCUUUCAGUGUGGCUUUGAAGUGACUGUCCGUUGAAGGUUAUCAAGACCGAGUACGAUGCUUUCAGUGUGGCUUUGAAGUGACUGUCCGUUGAAGGUUAUCAAGACCGAGUACGAUGCUUUCAGUGUGGCUUUGAAGUGACUGUCCGUUGAAGGUUAUCAAGACCGAGUGCGAUGCUUUCAGUGUGGCUUUGAAGUGACUGUCCGUGAAGAAGACUCUGACCAAUGGACUGCGCAUGCCCAAUGGUGUCCCCAGUGACCUUUCGAAUUACGUUAUUUACGUUGAAUAGUAUAUAAUGUAUUUUGUUAAUAUAUAUAUAUAUAUAUACCGUUCUCUUGUACGUUCAAUUUCUAUGGACUAUGCAUAUAUCUUCACUAGUGUUUUUAUUAUUAAUACACUACAUCUAUUUGUCUGUUUUUUGUAGACUGAGUUACUACUCUGUUGUUAAGUCACGUUUGUUAUUAUUUCUUUAUUGCAGCGAACACGUAAAUUUGAUAGUUUUUUUUUGCAAAAUAAAACAAAACAUCAUGAAGAAAUUAUGUUUGAAAAGAAUACGUAUGCGUUAAUAAUAAUAAUUUGCAGUUUCUACAUUGUAUUACUCGAAAUUAAUUGUUCGCCUGUCUGUCAAGAUUUCUUCGCUUAUGUUUAUAUUUAAUUGUAUUUAAUGAAUGCGAAAACAUGUUUGCGCGAUUGAUGUAUUUUAAUAUUAUAGGUCAUUGAUUUUUGAUUAACCAAUCGAGUAUAGCUUGUCUUCGGGGUAGUUUGAUGGGAGACAACUCUUGUUUCAAUGUCUGCUCUUGUUAUGUAGUUAUCUUCACAACGAAUCUUGAAUACAGCUCGAUACGAGUAACAGCCGCGAUGAAUCGUUUCUGAUAAGCUUUUUCUAACAAUGGAAGUCACGUGUUAAAUGAAUACCAUAAGCGGGUUUGUUUUCAUGUUAAAGUCUGCAAAAUUAGAUUCAGUUAUGUUGGCUUUAUUUAUAAUGAGGUUAUUUAUUGAGUCGUGUUCUGACAAAACUGGUCAUAAUGCAUGUGCGUAUAGUGUCGUCUCAGAUUAGCCUGUGCAGUCUGCACAGGCUAAUCAGGGAUGACACUUUCCGCCUAAAUUGGAUUUUUGCUAAGAAGAGACUUCAUUUAAACGAAAAAUGUCAUAAAAGCGGAAUGUGUCGUCCCUGAUUAAUAGCCUGUGCGGACAUUUUCUCAGAACGCGACUCUAUUCAUUAAAGGGGCCUUUUCACGCUUCGGUAAAUUGACAAAAUAAAAAAAAUGUUUCAGAUUCGCAAGUUUUCGUUGAAGUUAUGUUAUUUGUGAGGAAACAGUAAUACUGAACAUUUACCAUACUCUAAAAUAUCCAUUA
Messenger RNA from Dreissena polymorpha, 2382 nucleotides. Its product is annotated as baculoviral IAP repeat-containing protein 7-B-like. The transcript is spliced from 4 exons. Gene Ontology annotation, molecular function: cysteine-type endopeptidase inhibitor activity involved in apoptotic process; ubiquitin protein ligase activity. The record is from RefSeq and is a predicted model, not a curated record. NCBI's taxonomy places the organism in Eukaryota, Metazoa, Mollusca, Bivalvia, Myida, Dreissenidae. Bases 127 to 714 code for a protein of 195 amino acids. Gene Ontology annotation, cellular component: nucleus; cytoplasm. Gene Ontology annotation, biological process: regulation of cell cycle; negative regulation of apoptotic process; positive regulation of protein ubiquitination.